AUGCAAAAGCUUCAAUUCGCACUCCCCACUACGUCCAGCGACGAAUGGUUGACUUUGCUCGAAACGCCAAUACUUCUAUCCGACGAAGCUUUCAGCAAAAUCAUCGCGACCACUGAGACAACUGGCAUCAUGAAAGACUGUCCGAAAGGCCAUACGAUUUACUACAUUCGCUCAUGGAAAAUCAAGAUCAAGCAACUCCGCGCUAUUCUCGACCUUUGGGAGCAGCGAGGCAAGAACUAUCCAGAAGCGGCUGUUUGGGAAGCAAUGGCUGAAGGAAUCCCCGAUGACUCUACGGCUGUCUACAUACGCUACUUGGGCAAAACGGACCUCACUUCUGGCCAAGAGAGACACCGGGAUGAUGAGAGGAUGAGAGAUUCUGGGAUGUUCCACGACUUCCGUACUGACUGCAAGGCUCUUUGUCCAUUAGUCAUGUCAUCGGUCAAGAUUUUCCACAUCGAUGCGUUUGAGCUCAAACCCUCUGUAUCCAGAGCAGGCUACAUUGCCAAACCCUCGGUCGAAGAAGUCGACCUACGCGAACGGGUUCUUAUCGCACUCGUUGGACAGGCAUCCUCACUCAAUCGUCAAAGUGGAGGAACCCUUGUGGCAUAUCAACCCGCAGAAUUCGACAUUGCGACCUUCAAACAACUCGGCACCGCUACGUUCUCAAAGCUGGGGGAAAAGUCUAUCCAUCAGCAGCCAUCAGCAAUUCUCCGUCAAAAGGUCACCGACUGGAUGGACAUGACUCUACUCUUCGCUGCUCAAAAUCCAGUUGAACUGGGCCUUGGGUCCGAGUCUCCUAUUAAUUAUCGACACCAGAAAGUUUGGACAGAUCAAGCAUUGCCGACCAGANUUUUUGGUCAUACAAUAAUGGUCACAAUGGGCGACGCUAUCCCACUUCAUGCACUGAAAGACCCCAUCAAAUUCUGGUCACAGAGUGCCAAAUCAGUCCAGCUGAUAAAAGACUUCCUGUCAAGACUGAUGGCAUAUGAAGAGAACAGAUCAGACUGGCAUGCCUUGCGUCUGGAUCCCCUUGUCGAAGCUAGUGUGCUUCCUUUCAUCGAUCACUGUUACUGGCCUGACAUGAAGAACCUGCGUUUGAAUGCUAUUGAUCUCACCCGCGCGUACUUCGAAGCUACCAAACCUUUGAUGGCCCUUGUCUUGGGAUUCCAGUCUAACAAAUUCGUGAGAGCCAACUUCCGCAGCACAUUCGAUUCGUCCGUCUCGAACUUGUUGAGUGAACUUAGAAACUUCACUAUCCAAUACUACACCGACCCUGGUAAUGAUUCCCGUCCUCUCGGUAAAAUUCCCACAGCCACAAAAUCUGUCGACUCCGAGGACGCUUUCAUCCAGAUACCUUCAUUCCACCCUGGUGCUGACAGGUACGUAAAUGAGAAUCUCCGCACAAGCCAAGUUGGUGCUCCAGAUCCUGUUUCAGAAGAUAGAGCAUCCAUCACAUUGCAGAGUUCCGUUCAAGCCCAAGCAACCAUCGUGAGAGCCUGCCAUCGCUCGUGA
Aureobasidium uvarum is the source of this 1512-nucleotide messenger RNA. The record is from the annotation of a GenBank genome assembly. NCBI's taxonomy places the organism in Eukaryota, Fungi, Ascomycota, Dothideomycetes, Dothideales, Saccotheciaceae.